UUCGAUGUUACGGUGGAUUCGGGCGAUCCGUGCGUGCUGAGCUACACUCCCUCCCCAGGAUUCCAAGUGAACUCCGUCAGAUGGAACCACACCAAUCUAGUGGUUGCCAGUACUGGGGAUGACAGGAAGAUCUCCCUGUGGCAUAAAAAUGGUCAAAAUGUGGGAGUUAUACCCCUUUGUGGGAGUGUUCUUGGUGAUGAUAUAGAAGAGGCUAUAGUUUCUAUCAGCUUUAGCAACAAAGGUUCUAGAUAUCUUUGUUCUGGUGGAAGUGGUAAUAUUGUCAGAAUAUGGGAUUUACAAAGAAAACGCUGCAUCAAAUGGUUGAGUGGUCAUACUGAUACGAUCACCGGUGUCAUGUACAACUGCAAAGAUGAGCAUUUGGCAUCCAUCAGUGUGAAGGGGGAACUUAUUCUCCACAAUCUUGCUUCUGGAGCACGGGCUGCUGAACUCAAGGAUCCAAAUGGGCAGGUAUUAAGAGUGCUUGAUUAUUCCCGACUUAGUCGGCACAUUUUGGUGACAGCAGGUGAUGAUGGAUCUGUACAUCUGUGGGAUAUAACUGGCCGCAGUCCAAAGAUUUCUUGGCCGAAGCAGCAUUCUGCUCCAACAACUGGUGUUUGCUUCUCACCAUCAAGUGACAAGAUAGUUGCCAGUGUUGGUCUAGAUAAAAGGUUGUAUACAUAUGAUUCUGGGACAAGAAGGCCCACAUCAUGCACUCAUUAUGAGGCACCUUUCUCCUCGCUGGCAUAUCAUGAUGAUGGCAAUGUACUGGCUGCUGGAACAAAUAGUGGACGCGUAGUAUUCUAUGAUGUUCGGGGAAAACCUCAACCUUUUACUGUUCUUCGUGCAUAUCAUAGUUCUGAGGCAGUUGCAAGUUUGUGUUGGCAAAGGUCAAAGCCUGUCAUUGUAAAUGAGAAUAGUUGCAGUGCUGAAAUUGCUCUUCUUGGAGGUACCGGUGAAGAUUCUGUUCUUAUGCCAGAUCCCCUGCCUUCUGCGGCAGCAUUGAGUUUCCCUCCUGCAACAGUGCCUAGCUUUCGCUCUUCUUUGACAACAAGCACUAGUGGGUCGACAUCAACUACACCUACAGUAGAGGUAACUCCACAGCGGAGUCGACUUUGGACAGGUGGAUCUUUGGCAAAGCUACAAGCACCCCGGUCUAGUUAUAACUUAAAGGAUGAUGAUAUGGAUGUAUUUUCCCCGCUUGUGGAUGUUCAGCCAAUCACGCCAUCUCUUGGCAAUUGGUGGGAUGACCAUGAUGAAGCAAAAAAGGUUAACGUGCCCGGCGAGGAGAAAUCUGCUGCAUUUCCUUCCUCAGUUAGGAGAUUUCCUUAUAGUGAAGGAAGCACUGAUUCUCAUCCAAUCUCAGAUUGGAGGUCAAGUUCAACAUCCAAACAGGACAGUGCUUCUGUUGCAUCAUUGGUUGCCACACCAGUUGCCUCUUCAAGGAGUGAAACAUCAUCUUUCUCUCCAACCUCUCCUGGAGCCUGGGGUGGGAAUGCAUUGUCGGACAAGUUAACUCAUCACCACCAGCCAACUUCACUGGCACGCUUCGUGCCUUCUGUAUCAUUAGCUUCUGGGUCCAUAUUUGCAGGCUUGCAAGAUUCAUCUUCAUCCAUCAGUCACUCCACCAAGAACUCUAUGAACAAUUCUAGCACAAAUUUUGUAACCCUGCAGAACAAACUUACAUUAAACAAUACAAAUUCUUCUGAAAUCGUGGAAUCCUCAUCUGCCUGCCACCUUAGCUCUGUCUCCGCAUCGUUAGGAGCUAAGACAAUAUCAUCAUCAUCAUCAUCUAAUCUUGAGUUGCCAGGAACAGUGCUGUCAACUUUCUCUCGGAGGUAUACGGCAUAUGCUGAGAGAAUAAGCACCACCUCUUCCUUCAGUGAGGGAAUAGCUUCAGCAGUGGGUUCACCAAAAUCAAAGAAAACAGGAGCAGAACCUAGAGAAGAAUUGUUAAAUAGCUUGCUAUCAAGGCAAGAAGCAUCAACUACGUCUGGGACAGGGAGCCUUCCAGCAAUCAAUGGAGCGCCAUCUCAAUCUAUGCGAACAUUAGGUCAGCCAACAGAUCAACAAGGAACUUCAUUUUCACUUCAGUUAGUCCAGCGCACUCUUGAAGAGAGUUUGGGAUCCAUGCAGAAGUCCAUCCACGAAGAUGUGAGGAAUCUUCAUAUCGAGCUGCUAAGACAAUUCCAUAUGCAGGAGAUAGAAAUGUUGGGCUUGCUGACCUCAAUCCUAGAGAAGCAAGAUGAGUUGAUGAAAGAAAUACAGUCAUUACGGAGGGAAAACCAGCAGCUCCGCCAACUACUUGAAAGGGAUUUCAAGCAAAUUAUAAUCCAUUUUUUUGGGUGUUUUUGACUUUUAGAAUGGUCAAGAUUUGUGGUGUGCAUAUAGUUUAAAAUAAUUGGAUUACUGCUUAGGAGCUCAUCAAUGUGUAAGCAAGGUUAGAACUAAAAGAUUCUCUGAAAUAUUAGUAUAUUUUGACCAUGCUGAUGUUCUGGGUUAUGCUUAUGAGAGAGAAAAAGUAGAGAAUAUAAUUGAGUGGAUUGAGAUGCGAUUUUGUCUUCAGAAAUUGUAUGUGAUCAUUAUAGAUUUCAAUUAUUGGGUUUUAAAGUAUGUAGAUAGUUGUACAUAUAUAAGAAUAUCUGAUUGCAAAGCAA
Molecule: messenger RNA, 2654 nt
Organism: Elaeis guineensis (African oil palm)
Lineage: Eukaryota; Viridiplantae; Streptophyta; Magnoliopsida; Arecales; Arecaceae
Product: protein NEDD1
Biological process (GO): regulation of mitotic spindle organization; cell plate assembly; regulation of microtubule nucleation
Cellular component (GO): kinetochore microtubule
Molecular function (GO): protein binding; gamma-tubulin complex binding
Source: RefSeq, a predicted model, not a curated record